AGAUCACACCGGAUCGCUGAUCGGUUCCGAUGGCUUCGAGAUUCCGUAAGUUUGGCGUAACGGCCGCCGGUAUCGCGAUCGGUGCCGCCCUAUCCACCUAUGCCCUGCAGGCUAAAGAUGGCGCACAGUACCAGGUGCAAAUGGAGGAAAUGCAGCGUGUCCGGCGUAAGCGUACGCUGCCGCCCCGAUCGGAACAGAUCCGCGCACUGCAGAGUGGCGAAGAGUACGACGUGCUGAUCAUUGGCGGUGGUGCCACGGGAGCGGGCUGUGCCCUGGACUCGGUGACGCGCGGCCUCAAGACGGCCCUGGUCGAGGCGGACGACUUCGCCAGCGGUACCUCGUCGCGCUCGACCAAACUAAUCCACGGUGGUGUGCGGUACCUACAGAAGGCCAUCCUCGGGUUGGACAUCGAGCAGUACCGGAUGGUGAAGGAAGCUUUGCACGAGCGGGCCUCGAUGCUGCGGUCGGCGCCUCAUCUUACUCGGCCGCUGCCAAUCAUGCUGCCCGUUUACACCUGGUGGCAGAUACCGUAUUUCUGGGUCGGCAUCAAGGCGUACGACUUCGUGGCCGGCGAUCGCAACGUGAAAAGCUCGUACUACCUGUCGCGGGACGAUGCGCUCGAGCUGUUCCCGAUGCUGCGCGGCGACAAGCUGCGGGGAGCGAUCGUGUACUACGACGGCCAGCAGGAUGACGCCCGCAUGAACCUGGCGAUCGCCCUGACCGCGGCACGGCACGGGGCCUCGAUCACCAACCACGUCGAGGUGCUGGAGCUGCUGAAGAAGCGGGACGGCGCGACCGGCAAGGACGUGCUGUGCGGGGCGAAGGUGCGCGACAACAUUAGCAAGAAGGAGUGGACGAUCAAGGCGAAGUGCAUCAUCAACGCGACCGGUCCGUUCACGGACGGGAUCCGCAAGAUGGACAAUCCGACGGUGAAGGAAAUCUGCUGCCCCAGCUCGGGCGUCCACAUCGUGCUGCCGGGCUACUACAGCCCGCAGCAGAUGGGCCUGCUCGAUCCGGACACCUCCGACGGGCGGGUGAUCUUCUUCCUGCCGUGGCUGAACGGUACGAUCGCCGGCACGACCGACUCGCCGUGCGACGUGACCCGCACGCCCACGCCGACCGAGGACGAGAUUCAGUUCAUCCUGAGCGAGAUCAAAAACUACCUGAACAAGGACGUGGACGUGCGCCGGGGCGACGUGCUGUCGGCGUGGAGCGGCAUCCGGCCGCUCGUGUCCGACCCGAACAAGGGCGACACCCAGUCGCUGGCCCGCAACCACAUCGUGCACGUGAGCGACUCGAAGCUGGUCACGAUCGCCGGCGGCAAGUGGACGACGUACCGUGCGAUGGCCGAGCACACGCUCGACGCGGCGAUCAAGGCGUGCGGCCUGAAGCCGGAGCGCGGCUGCGUCACCGAUGGGCUGUGGAUCGAGGGCGCCCAGGGCUGGACGCCGACCAUGUACAUCCGGCUGGUGCAGGACUUGGGGCUGGAGGUCGAGGUGGCCAAGCACCUGGCCAUCUCGUACGGGGACCGCGCGUUCGCCGUCGCCAAGCUGGCCACGCUCACCGGCAAGCGGUGGCCCAUCAUCGGCAAGAAGCUGCACCCGGAGUUCCCGUACAUCGACGCCGAGGUGCGGUACGGUAUCCGCGAGUACGCGUGCACCUGCGUGGACAUGAUUUCGCGUCGCCUGCGGUUGUCCUUCCUGAACGUGCAGGCCGCCCUGGAAGCGCUGCCCCAGAUCGCCGACAUCAUGGCGGAGGAGCUGAAGUGGUCGAAGGACGAGAAGGAGCGCCAGCUGAAGUCGUGCGAGCACUUCCUGCAGACGCAGAUGGGCCACCAGGCGAACCGGACGCUCAAGGAGAAGGUGCCGAUCAACCUGUCCAAGGACGAAGUUGCGAUGUACGUGAAGCGCUUCGAGACGAUCGACAAGGAAAAGAAGGGCUACGUGUCGAUCACCGACAUUAAGCGCGCGAUGAAAUCGUUCGGAGACGCGGAGGUGAGCGGCGAGGAGCUGCACGACAUCCUGAAGGAGAUCGACACCAACAUGAACGGACAGGUCGAGCUGGAUGAGUAUCUACAGAUGAUGUCCGCCAUCAAAUCUGGAACCGUGUCGCACUCGAUAUUCGCGGCGGUGGCCGAGCAGGAGGAAAUCCGCAAGGAGCAGGAGCGCCUGAAAAAGCAAAUCACCGUCGACCGCUCCGGAGCGUUCACUAGUCCCCGGAAGUAAACUUAACUCUAUGCGUGUCCGAACGAUCACCCUCCCACGGACAGUCGUCCUCCUAAAACUAAAGCAUGCACUCGUGUGGAAUAUGAAACUUUUGCCGAUCGCGUCCCUCUUGUCGAGGGCACGAUCCUGCCGCACGUCACUUACGCCGCUCGGGCUGCCUUCCGCAGGCGCCGACGAGCCGGCGAGUGCCCGUGUCUACCAAAGGUUGCCUGUCCCGUAAAGAGGGGGCCACUUAUUUGUACUUCAAAUUGAACGGCAACCAUUUAGCACUAUUGCAGAGCAACCUGGAACGAAAAGAGUGCUAGUGUUUUGUUAAUAAUGUUGUAAAUAGUUGUUGUAAGUUCGUUCCAUUGUUCUGCCCUUUUCUUUGUAUGUUUGUAUUUAUCAUUUCGCCUGUGCCUAUGCGCUUUAACGUAAACUUACCAAGCUCCUCUAGCUGAUAAGUCGUACAAAAGUGUACAACGAACUGCUCCAACAAAUAGAACAUCCACCGAACAGAAGAGAAUCCACCAAGAGAAGAGAAUGUAGCAUGAUAUUUAUUGUUGUCUAAACCAAAGCUCCAUCACUGAUCAGUCGCCCAUCACUUAAAGGAUCAUCGGCGGAUGUUGAUGUAUUGCUUAGCAAAGCAAAUAGUGAAACAUUUUCAGGAACAUCGAACUCUCCAACGAUGCCCCGACGAGACCUGACGACUAUUACCCACUCAUUGGACCGAAGGAUCGUAUUUGGCUUGUGUUAAAAUGUUUUGGUUAAAACAAAACAAUAUGUAUCAUCGUCAAAGACACGGGGAUCUUCGAUCUUUUACCUCAGAUUACGUGAUUGAUACCUUGAUACACGAGUGAUCAUAUUGCGUCAGAAAUCGCCGCCAACCUGAUCGCGGCGAACGAAACAAGUCGUUCAGGGGAUGCACAAGUUUUAUUUAUUUCUUCCGAUUGAAACACGAGACAAAAAAACGAUCACAAAGGCUCUCGUAUUUUGGUUUGAAUUUAUGAUUGGGUGUGUUUCAAAACGUUCUUAAGAUUAUGCCUAAGGAAAAGUUCAUGUCUUUGUUGAAAAGAAAUCGUCAAAAUAUCGAAUAAAAUGUUACAAAACUGAA
Molecule: messenger RNA, 3318 nt
Organism: Anopheles bellator
Lineage: Eukaryota; Metazoa; Arthropoda; Insecta; Diptera; Culicidae
Gene: Gpo1
Product: glycerol-3-phosphate dehydrogenase, mitochondrial
Exons: 7
Coding region: 30-2225 (731 amino acids)
Biological process (GO): glycerol-3-phosphate metabolic process
Cellular component (GO): glycerol-3-phosphate dehydrogenase (FAD) complex; mitochondrion
Molecular function (GO): calcium ion binding; glycerol-3-phosphate dehydrogenase (quinone) activity
Source: RefSeq, a predicted model, not a curated record